This is a messenger RNA of Tachyglossus aculeatus (Australian echidna), 2303 nucleotides long. It is a transcript of the gene ALG12, whose product is annotated as ALG12 alpha-1,6-mannosyltransferase. The transcript is spliced from 11 exons. The record is from RefSeq and is a predicted model, not a curated record. Bases 346 to 1821 code for a protein of 491 amino acids. NCBI's taxonomy places the organism in Eukaryota, Metazoa, Chordata, Mammalia, Monotremata, Tachyglossidae. Gene Ontology annotation, biological process: protein N-linked glycosylation. Gene Ontology annotation, cellular component: endoplasmic reticulum membrane. Gene Ontology annotation, molecular function: alpha-1,6-mannosyltransferase activity.
UUCUUAAAGGACCGGCCGAGGCCUGCUCACGGCGCCGCCGCCUUCGUCGUAGUUGGCGUCGUCGUCGUCGCAAUCAAGCGUGCUUAUUGAGCGCUUACUAUGUGCAGAGCACUGUGCUAAGCGCUAAGUCUCGUCCUCGGAGGAGGAGCCGUCGGGAGAAGUGUGCGAUCGGCCAAGAUAAGAAGCCGACAACGUCCUUUAAACUGCCAGAACUUCUAGAAGUUUGUUUCCUCUCCUCGCUACUUCCCUUUCUGGAGCCUCGGGAGAAGGAGAAGGGGGGGAAAGGGUCUUGGUGUGAAUCCCACACAGUUGGAGACACAGGAAAGGGGCCGGUUCCCUGCCCAGAUGGCCGGGAAGAAGCAGGCCAAGAAGCAGCCCCAGCUGCUGCUGCUGCUGCUGCUCAUCUCCACGGCCUUCAUCCACCUGGUCGCCUGCCCCUUCGCCAAAGUGGAGGAGAGCUUUAACCUGCAGGCCAUCCACGACCUCCUCUACCACCGCCUGGACUUGGACAAGUAUGACCAUCACGAGUUCCCCGGCGUCGUCCCGAGGACCUUCCUGGGGCCGCUCUUCGUGGCCGCCUUUUCCAGCCCGGCCAUCUACGUGCUGAACCUGCUGGAGAUGCCUAAGUUUUACUCUCAGCUGCUGGUCAGGGCAAUCCUGGGACUCGGCGUCAUCUACACGCUGUGGGGCUUGCAGAAAGAAGUGAGGAAGCACUUCGGGACCACAGUCUCCACCCUCUUCUGCCUGAUCACCACCACUCAGUUUCACCUGAUGUUUUACUGCACUCGGACCCUUCCCAAUACUUUCGCGCUGCCCAUCGUGUUGUCGGCCCUGACGGCCUGGUUCCAGCAGAGGCACGGCCGCUUCAUCUGGCUGUCCGCCCUGGCCGUCAUCGUCUUCCGGGCGGAACUGGCCGUCUUCCUCGGCCUCACGCUCCUCCUCACGCUGCUAAGCAAGAAGCUGUCGGUCCUGAAGGCGCUGGCCCACGCUGUGCCCGCGGGCGCCGUGUGCCUGGGUCUCACCGUGGCGGUGGAUUCCGUCUUCUGGAAACACUUGUUGUGGCCGGAGGGGAAGGUGCUCUGGUACAACACGGUUCUGAACAAAAGCUCCGCCUGGGGAACGUCCCCGCUGCUGUGGUACGCGUACUCGGCGCUGCCGCGCGCCCUGGGCUGCAGCGUCCUGUUCCUGCCGUUCGGGGCCUCGGACCGGCGACUGCGGCGGCUGCUGCUGCCCUCGCUCGGGUUCAUCGCCCUCUACUCCCUGCUGCCCCACAAGGAGCUGCGCUUCAUCCUCUACACCUUCCCCAUCUUCAACGUCGUCGCCGCCAGAGGAUGCGCCCAGAUGCUGAAUAACUACCGGAAGUCGUGGCUAUACAAGGCGGGCUCCCUGGCGGUGGUGGCCCACCUCCUCCUCAACGCCACCUAUUCAGCCACGUCCCUCUACGUGUCGCACUUCAACUACCCCGGAGGAGUAGCCAUCCAGAAGUUUCACGAGCUGGUGCCUCCACGGACAGACGUGAGCCUCCACAUCGACGUGGCCGCAGCGCAGACGGGCGUGUCCCGCUUCUUGGAGAUGAACACGGAUUGGAAGUAUGACAAGAAGGAAGGGCUGGAGGCGGGGGCCGGGCCCAUGAUGUCCUACACCCACCUCCUCAUGGAGACGGACCCCGCCCGGCUGGCCCACUACCGGACCACCCACCGGGUGCUGGCCAGCAUCGUGGGCACCAGCGGCGUCCAGCUGAACCUCACCAAGAUCCCGCCCUGGGACCUGAACCUGAAGACCAAACUGGUCCUCCUCGAGAGGCUGUUCAGGUCAUCCUGAGCCGCCACCGCCGCCGCCACCGGGGACGGGGCCUCGCCCUCGGGACCCAGAGCCGGGCUGCCCACCCUUCCUGCCCCUACUCGGCUCCGAAACCCUCCGAUGCCGCCAUCUCCUCCCCCAGGCCGAUCCCUACUCGCGCGAGGCCGCGGAGCCCGGGAUCCCCGUCCUGCGACGCCGGGAAGGGAAUCCCGCCGGCCCUAGCCGAGGCCGGGAUGACGGAGAGGAAGAGGGGUCUCGACCCUGGCGAGACUUGUGGCUUUCCCCGCCCCCCGCCAAGUGGCACCGAAUAACUUGGUGGGGGACGGGGAGGCCGCCUGCCGUCGGCCCGGGAUCCGGGCAAGAACGGGCGCCACUGACUUCCCUGGGAGACGAGAAGGCUGCACCGGUUGUUUUCCACAGUUUCGGGGUGGCCAAAGGAAGGGCAGUUGCUUUGGGGGGUUGAGUGGAUUAAAGGAAAGGAGACGAGGUUGUUUUCUACUCAA